AUGUACUACCAAGCUACGCACAUGUCUGCAGGUCCUGCACCGCAACCACAAACUGUGACAUCAAACGCGCUACCCCAAUAUGGCCACCAGCAACCAACAUUAUUACAACCAGGUCCAGCACAGUACUCUGCCCCUCCGUAUCAAUACGGAUACGCGAAUGGGUUGACGUCUCCUCAGUCUGCUCCGCCAGCCGUUUCGGGUUCCAUGGGUGCCCAAAAUGUUCUACCUCUACCCGGGGUUCCCAAUCAGGGAGGCAUGCAGAAUCAGUACCAAGGAUUUGACACGACAGGUCAAAUUGCGCCGCCGGGGAUGAAACCCCGUGUUACGGCCACGCUUUGGGAAGAUGAGGGCAGCUUAUGCUUUCAGGUUGAGGCUAAGGGUAUUUGCGUUGCGCGUCGCGAAGAUAAUCACAUGAUAAAUGGCACGAAGUUGCUUAACGUCGCUGGAAUGACCCGUGGCAGGAGAGACGGGAUUCUGAAGAGCGAAAAGGUACGGCAUGUUGUCAAGAUUGGGCCCAUGCACCUUAAGGGAGUUUGGAUUCCCUUCGAGAGAGCUCUUGACUUCGCCAAUAAAGAGAAGAUUACGGAGCUGCUGUACCCACUGUUCGUUCACAACAUUGGAGCUUUAUUAUACCACCCUACAAACCAAAACAGAACAAACCAGGUCAUGGCAGCAGCCGAGCGCCGAAAACAAGAGCAAAGCCAGAUGCGGAACGGCCCGGGUCCAACACCUCCAGGUGGUGUCUUGCCCUCAAUACAACAACAUCACCAUCACAUGGGAUUACCAGGACCUCAACCUCCACUUCCGUCUCACAACCCAGGACGGCCGUCCCUUGACCGGGCACACACAUUCCCGACGCCGCCAACAAGUGCAUCAAGCGUGAUGGGAAGCAUGGGUGCAUCCGAGAGUUUCCAAUGGGGUCAGCAAGGGAUGAAUGGCGGCCAAGGUCCCAACCCUAUGUCCAUCGACACGGGUCUUAGCAACGCUGCACGAUCCAUGCCGGCUACUCCCGCAACUACGCCUCCGGGAAACACACUGCAGAGUAUGCAGCCUUACUCCCAGAGUAGUCAACCUUACGAUAGUUCUCGUGCGGUAUACAAUGGCCAAACUACUCAACAUUCUCCUUAUCCUCCGUCAAAUAGCAGCCCGCAGGAAAGGAACAUCUAUGGCCAACCGAGCUCCUACAUGAAGAGCGAGAUGGGCCCUCCAGCUGGACGUCCGGCCGGUCCUAAUGAGCAGGCUGAUGUUAAGCCGUCAAAUGGAUUACUGCAACAUAAUGACGGUGUUCCUCACCCGUCCGGCGAAGAUGAAGCUGAGCAUGAGGCUGAAUAUACUCAUGACAGCGGUGCUUAUGACACCAAUAGAACAUCGUAUAAUUACAACGCCCCACCUGUUACGGCGUUACAAGGCGAUCACCAGCAUAUUCCCGAGAUAAACGGGUCGCCUAACCAUCAAACCGGAUCUGGACGAGCGACACCCAGAACCGCUGCACCGCCGCAGCCGUAUUACGCUCAGCAGGCAGGAUACAGUACGCCGCCGCGUGCGCCACCCUCAAGCAAUCUUUAUAAUGUAAUGAGUGGCGACCGGGCGCCCACUAAUGGCGCGCCACCGCCGGAUGUUUAUAGCUCGCAAAACGACAUGGGCGCUCCAAUGCAAAAUGGUUAUGCUGCCCAGCCAGUUAUGAAUGGCGCACCAGGCGCCUUGAAAAGAGGCCGCGAUGAUGAAGACGACCUACCUCGUCCCUCGAGCGGUGGGCUAGACUUGAAGCGUCGGAAAACGGUGAUUGAUGGGCCCAUUGCUCCCGGAUACGACACGAUGAGCCGCCCUACUUCGGCGGUGGCCCGUCGGCGAUAG
Molecule: messenger RNA, 1854 nt
Organism: Daldinia decipiens
Lineage: Eukaryota; Fungi; Ascomycota; Sordariomycetes; Xylariales; Hypoxylaceae
Product: apses-domain-containing protein
Exons: 3
Coding region: 1-1854 (617 amino acids)
Biological process (GO): positive regulation of transcription by RNA polymerase II
Cellular component (GO): nucleus
Molecular function (GO): DNA-binding transcription factor activity; sequence-specific DNA binding
Source: RefSeq, a predicted model, not a curated record